AUGUUAAGAAAACAACAACUCAUCAGCAAACUACAACAACUAAAACUAAUGUCUACCACUACCGAUAUUACUACACCCAUUUCCAAGCCCAUUGACAAGAUCUUCACUGCUCUAGAGACUUCCGAGGGUCGAGGAGCGCGUGUUCGGCGUGUCAUGCCUACUGGGAAUAUGGUGAACUUUACCCCCUUUCUUAUGUUUGAUCAUUUCAAGGUGCCCUCUUCUGCUGGUUUCCCAGACCAUCCUCAUCGAGGCCAGGAGACUAUCACCUAUGUGGUUGAUGGAUCCGUCGACCACGAGGAUUUCACUGGUAGCAAGGGUACUCUUAAUGCCGGAGAUUUACAAUUUAUGACUGCUGGACGAGGUAUAGUGCAUGCUGAAAUGCCUUCUGCGGGUCCUAAUGGAGAGGUCCGAACUGUGGAGGGUAUCCAGCUGUGGGUGGACCUACCCAAGGAGCUCAAGAACUGCAAACCUCGGUACAGAGAUCUGAGAGCCGCUGAGAUUCCUAUUGCCAAAUCGGAUAGCGAGGAUCUCACUGUCAAGGUGAUUUCUGGCAAGUCUAUGGGCGUCGAUUCCGUCAAAGAUCUUGCGUAUACUCCUGUCUGGUUCCUUGAUUUCGAAUCUUCCAAGCAGUACAGCGGACGAGAGGUCAACCAGGAUAUACCUGAGGGCUUCAACUCGCUGUUAUAUGUCAUGAAAGGCACAGCUACCGUCAACGGCAAGAAGAUCAAGCAGCAUGAUGUGGUUAUAUUCAAGAAUGGAGGAGACUCUAUCGACUUCAUCCCUGGUCCUUCCUCAAGAGUCAUUGUCAUUGGAGGAAAGAUUCUGGAACAGCCCAUUGUCCAGCAUGGUCCCUUCGUUGCAACCACCAGAAAGGGCAUUGUCAAGGCCUUUGAGGACUACCAGACUCGAACUCAUGGUUUUGAGCAGGCCAAGGGUUGGUCUUCCGAAAUCGGUAAGCGGAUGAAGCUGUAG
Yarrowia lipolytica CLIB122 is the source of this 972-nucleotide messenger RNA. RefSeq lists its product as uncharacterized. The record is from RefSeq and is a predicted model, not a curated record. Lineage: Eukaryota; Fungi; Ascomycota; Dipodascomycetes; Dipodascales.